AUGGCUAAAGUACGGAACAAGAAAUUUAAAGGGGUUGUGGAAUCCUUAAAGCAUGCUCUUACGGAGGCUGUGCCUCCAGAGUUCCUUCCAUAUAAGGAAGAUGUGAUCUCAUAUUUAAAACGUCACGGUGCACACGUGAAUCCGCGGGAACCAUGGAUUACAAGACUAAUUGCAAAUCCUAAUGGAGCCUGCAAGGCUGAUCGGAAUGGCAUCAUUGUCCAUGAUAGCCAUUCCGUAGGUACUGAUAGCACUUCAAAAAACAGUAGUCAACAAAACCCAUCAGAGGUUAAAUCUCAAGAUUAUUAUGUAAAAUCACAAGAUACUACGGCAUCUCAUGAGAUACAAGAUGGUUUUGCGGUACCAACAAAUUUGGUUCUUAGCUCCGAAUCAGCGGUUAUUGUUUCACAAACGUCGAUAGAUUCCAAUGUAGAUGAAGCCACUACUGCAAGGAGCUCGGAAUAUGGGUCAACUCAACAAGAUAUAUAUACAUCGUCAAGCAGCAACCAUGAUGUAGAGAUCCCUACAGUUCCAGGGCAUGUAGAGAUUUCGAAUGUCAUAUCAUUGGAUGUAACCCCUGACGAGAGUCCAUUUAAAACGCCCAUAUUUGAUAAUAACAACGAUGUGAACCACCAAAAUGGCAUUGUGGUUCCCAGAUAUGAGAGUGGCAGGCCCAGCCGUAGAGCUGCUAGCCUAUACAGAUUACAAAGGACCUAUAGUUCAUCCUCUUGUAAUACUGAAGAUGCCAGUCAGAGUGUAGAUUUAUGUGAUUCGGUAUCAGGUUAUGAAGGUAAAAAGCAAGGUAGAGGCUAUACUCGUAGGGUUGUUGACAAGAAAUUAGUUUGGCCAUUAAAUUGUUGGAUAUGUCGUGAACCUAUGGAUCGUGUAAAUUCAUAUAUUAUAUGUAGUUCAGUUUGUAAAAGGGCGUUCCAUGCUUCAUGUGAAAGUAUGUUGGCUUUGAAGCUUAGACUACAAUUAAAACCAAUCGAUGAAGAUAAACCAUUAGAGGAUCCUUUACGCCUUCGCAAUACCCGUCCUGCACGUGGAUCUUCUAGUGUUAGUGUUGCUGGUGGUAAUGAUACUUCAUCUCAAGAAUUCUGUGCAACUGUUAAUGAUUCAACGGAUCACGAUAAUUCGGAGCUUGUAAUAUCUGACUUUGCCUAUAAGGACCAAUUGGACAACUUGUUGGACACCUCACCAACUGAUUCUAAUUUCCACUCUGGUCUCGACGAUGAUCCCGUGACUCCUGCAAGUAGUGUUAACGACUUUGUUUCUCUUGAGCCCCAGGUAAAGGGCCGUUCUGCUGUAGGUAGGCUACGUGGAUCUCGGACUAUAAAAAUCCCCGAUGAUAUACCUAAGGAAAGAAAAGAGGACGAUAAUGGUUACGAAUGGCGUGAUUUGGUUGCAUCAUCUAGUGGUUGGACACGUUUAGCACCAAAUUGUAUAUCACGGGAUUGUGUUUUUUGUUUGAACUCUUAUACUGGUUGUUCUGGUUGUUUCAAGUUUGUACCUCAAGGUACUCUUGUAAAAUGUGCUAUGGAUGGCUGUUCCACAUUUUAUUGUUACCCAGAUUGUUUGAAGCAUAUACGACUGAUAUUACCGGACAAGAGAGUAUUUUUGCUACACCGCCUAGUAUAUGGCAACUUUAGAAAGCUAUUAGACAGUAAUAGGCGACCACUUUUCAUUUGUCAUAGCCACACAUGUUGGAGUUGUUAUGAUUGUGAUCGUUAUUCUUACUUAUGGGAGACUAUUUGGCGAGUGGAGUCUACUCGUUCGCCUAUUGACUUUAUGAGUUAUGCAUGGCAGGAGUUGCGUAAAUCGUGUCGUGGCAAAGUGGAAACAUCACAUUUUGCCAAAGGUAAACGUAUCCCGAGACCUCCUACAUAUCCUGAUGUUCGUGCAUUCAGGAGUUUUAUGCAAUCUCGACGUUUCGGGUUACAUGGAGUAAUGACUGCCUCCGCGUUGGCCACACUCUAUCCUCAUUCAGAUGAUGAAGAGCGUCCUAAAUUCCACAAAGUUACAACUAACAUCUUACUUCGUUGUGUACGUUGUGAGCGUACGUGGUGUACAAACUGUGUACAUCCUGAUGUCCACGUUGUUCCUCAAUCUGGUAAACAGGUUAUAUGUCACGAUUGUAUCCAUCUAGAGCGUGCAAGUGGUGAAGUCCCUAAAUUCGGUAGCCACCGGAAGCUCAUGAAUCGGUCUCAGCGAGAGAUUAUGGAACCCGGUGUAAAGCUCACUAGCCGACAACCUAAAGAGAUUUAUAACAAGGUGAUGGCACACCUAACGGAGCAAGAGAUGUAUCAUGGUAAGGUGGCUACAAAGCCUACAUUUCUUGAUCCAGGGAUGUUAUAUUGUCAUAUUGAUACCGAGGUUGUCACUGUCCGUGCUCCAAGGAAGAUACGGCGUGAUGCUGGGAGACCUCGAGGACGUGACCCAUCCGAUCUAAUGGAUAACGAUGAUCUACGUGACCUUGUUGAUGACAAUGUGAUCAGUAGUUUAGAAAAUGUUAAGAUUGAAGGUGAUUGUGAAGACGCCGAGUAUUCUCCGGGAGAUAUUUGUCCCCCUCCUGCUCCUCCGCCGCCUCCACAUAUCGACAUCCCGGGGUUACUCGGUGAUAUUAAGAUUGAGAAUGCUAUUGGUGAUAUGCCUUCUGACUUGAAAUAUGAAGCUGAUGUAAGUGAUUGUAUUUUGGGUACUACACAAGAAACAGUAACGGCUACUCAAGAUUCAACAGUGGUUGUUUGUGCCCCUUCGAAAUCUAUCAGUGCAUCAAGUGACUUUGAUGUACACUCUAGUAUUGAUCACGCAUCUCAGAUUUUGAAUGAUGAUGGUAUGGAUUCAUUACGUGAGAUUGAUGAACCAGUUAUUGACAAUUUGGUCCCCGUUAAGGCCGAAGGUGAAGAGGAUGCCAGACCCCCAGCACGUAAACCUGGCAGACCUCCCAAAAAUAGAACUGUUACGGUUACCGAGAAUGGUAUCGAUGCUAGUGCUGUAACAAAAAUCGUUAUAAAAUCUACUCGACCUGUAGGUCGUCCUAAAAGUCGAAAGAAUGGUGAUAUUGUGAAACCUGCAAGAGGCAGUAAAUCCACUAAAACCCUUCCUUCUGACUUUGCUGAAGAGGAUAUUAGGAAUCUUCGUAGGCGAGAGCGUCGUGCCGCGAAGCGUGCUGCACAACGUCAAUCUGAAUAUGGUAUCCGACGUACCGAGUUACGAGCGCAGUUACGCACGUAUUUGAACCGUGUACGUUCAAGGGAGUUUAACACAGUUGUACGUGAUUGUGAUCCUGAGACUAUCCUUCGUAUAUGUAGCGAGUUCCGUUACAUGACUAACAACGUGAUAAGUGACGAUUCUUUACGUUCUGUGGUCAAUGAAGGUCCACUAUCACGUUGUAGUUGUCGUUUUGCUUGUGGUUCGGAAUGUUCAAACGCUGUUAGUUUCGUGGAAUGUAAUUCUUCCAAUUGUAAUUUUGGUGACAUAAAUUGUGGUAAUCGUCGUUUCAAGAACCUUAAUAUCCCUAAAUUACGGUUACGUUCGGUUGAUGGUAAAGGUUUGGGUGCCUUUGCAUCAGAAAACAUUGAAAAAGAUGAGUUGGUCUGUGAAUACGUUGGUAAAGUGAUAUCUCAGACUGAGUUCCAGCGUUGUGUGGAUAGUUGGAGUUUCGCAGAGUUGGAUAAUUCCAACAGUGGCCAUUGGUAUAUUAUGAAGAUCCAGAAGGAUGUGUAUAUCGACUCGACUAAUAUGGGCAACGUCGCAAGGUUCAUUAACCAUUCCUGCGAUCCCAACUGUGUAAGUGUCCCUUAUAAUGUAAACGGUACUUUACGUAUGGGUGUCUUUGCUCAACGGCGUAUCGCUUCUGGUGAGGAGGUAACUUACAACUACGGUUUUUCUUCUCGUGGUGUCGGUGGUGGUUUCAAGUGUCUCUGCGGUGCCAAGAACUGUCGGGGUAUGGUUGGUGUACAGCAGGAUACUACAGCUGAGACUUUGGAAGAGAUUGAGUGUGCUAAAUCUGAAGGUAAGGAAUAUGAAACAUUGAGCCAGUUAAUGUUUGACAUGGCUUCGAUAUAUACCACUAACAAGGAAGGCAAUUAUAUGAAACCACGGCCGUCACCACUUGAUGUUUUGAACGGUAUAUGGACUAGUGGCGACCUUUAUCGUUACGACAGGUCACAAACCCGUUUGAGGCUCGGUGCUGAAUGCGAUUUGGGUGAUGGUUUACGUCUACCAAUGAGCCCUGUGGCUUCACUUGUUGCUGACAAUACCCAUAUGAACCAGUCUUUAUGGAACUAUUCUAAGUUAUUGGUGUUAGGUGGCCGUACGAUGAAACAAUGGGAUACUGCCAACACUAAGGAGUUCGCUGCUGGUAUCCCUUGGGGUAUUAUAGCAUUGGAGAACAAUGAUGUGAGUUUAUUGCGUAGUUUGGAAUCUGGUUGUCUCUUCCCUGAUUUGUAUGCCAAGGCCAAAAGGUUCAUCCAAACCGUUUGUAUGGCCCAAUCUCGUCAUUGUGCUGGUAGCGAGGGUUGUGAGAACUUACAGAGGUUGAUGGACCUUACCUGGGGUGCAACCGAACCUUGUUAUGUGUGUAGCGGUUAUGGCGAUUGCAAAAACUGUGAUUAUUGUGGCGACGUGCUACAUGACGAUAACGCUUGUGGCGAUUUCUAUGUUGACCAAUAUGGUAUGAACCUAUGCAACGUUUGUCAAAAUAGUGAUCACCGUCUUGAAUGGUUGAUGGCAAGUAACCAUAUGCGUGAAUCUUUGGGUAUGACUUUAUGGUCUCUUCGUAUGGACCGUGCUUACCAACAAUCACGGUCUACCUUCCGUGAGCUGUUACGCAACAAGGUUCCGGAAAGUGAUGGCGAGAUUCGCAGGGUUAGAAUGGAUAAAGUUGCUACAGGCGAUCAAGCUACCGAGGUUGAUACUCCUGUAGUAUAUCCAUGUGGUGAUACGUUAUUCUGUUCCCGUCGUGAUUAUGAGCGUUAUUGCAAGAGCCCUAUGAGUUUUUACGAAGCGCAGGUCAAAUAUCAUAAUAUGUGCCAAAAUGCACUUAGAAAUUAUGAUUGUUUCUGGUAA
This is a messenger RNA of Babesia sp. Xinjiang, 5067 nucleotides long. RefSeq names its product Variant-silencing SET domain-containing protein. Gene Ontology annotation, molecular function: histone H3K36 methyltransferase activity; protein binding. The record is from RefSeq and is a predicted model, not a curated record. Bases 1 to 5067 code for a protein of 1688 amino acids. The transcript is spliced from 2 exons. Gene Ontology annotation, biological process: regulation of DNA-templated transcription. NCBI's taxonomy places the organism in Eukaryota, Apicomplexa, Aconoidasida, Piroplasmida, Babesiidae. Gene Ontology annotation, cellular component: nucleus; chromatin.